GCAACCUAUUCUGAAUUUUUGAUUGGAUGAUUCGCGGCAGUGACAACAAAGCAGACCACGUAGCUACGUCCAGCUCGGCAGUUUAUCUUUCUCCUUUUUAUCAGAAGUUUCCCCGAUUUUUAAGAUCAUGAGUCAACCAAAAGCCUGGAUAUUUUUGUUUUUGCCAUUUAUGUGGCUGAACUUAGAGCCGACUGGAGGCGAGAUUCAUUCCCUCACUUACAUCUACACGGCCUUCUCCAAACCUGUCAACCUACCGGGCAUCCACGAGUUCACAGCCAUGGGUCUGCUCAACGGCAGGAUGAUCGACUACUUUGACAGCGACAACCAGAAGAAAGUUCCCAAACAGGACUGGAUGAAAGAGAGACUGCCUGCGGAUUACUGGGACAAAGGCACCCAGUCCCGCCAGAGCAAGCAGCAGUGGUUCAAAGUCAACAUCAACAUCCUGAAGGAACGAAUGAGACAGAAUGACACGGACACCCAUAUUCUCCAGUGGAUGCACGGCUGUGAAGCCAAUAUCCGGGACGGAGUGAUGAAGUUCCGACGCGGUGUGGACAUGUACAGCUACGACGGAAACGACUUCCUGUCAUUCGACGACGACAACAGCGUCUGGGUCGCCCCAACUGACGCGGCAGUCCAGACCAAGAGAAAGUGGGACGAAGUCCAGGUCCUAAAAGAAUACACCAAGGGCUACCUGGAGAACGAGUGCAUCGAUUGGUUGGGGAAGUUCAUCAAUUAUGGACAAAAACAGCUAGAACAAGCCAUUCCUCCGACGGUUCACCUGUUUACAAGGAACACCAAAGUUGAAGCAAACCUCCUUUUGACGUGCCUGGCCACAGGUUUCUUACCAAAAGAAAUCACCCUGCGCAUGAAAAGGAACGGCCGUAUUCUAACUCCAGCUGACGGAGUUGUGUCCUCCGGCGUUCGACCCAAUGGUGACGAGACCUUCCAGAGAAAAGACAGCGUGGAGAUUUUACGGAGUGACUUGUCUGUCUACACCUGUGAAGUGAUCCAUCAGGCAUCCAAGUUACAUGUUGAGAAGGAGUGGGAUCAUAAACUUCACCCAGGCAACGACUCUGGACCAAUCGUUGGUGGGGCGAUUGGAGGCCUACUCUUGGUCAUCGUCCUCGGGGUCGGGGUGGUGCUGUUUGUCUUGUAUAAAAAAGGCAAACUUGGAGCUUGCGGAAUGAGAGGCAGCAAAGGUAACUACUUUAUUCCUCUUAAAGUCUUGUGAAGUUCAUAGUUCAGAGUCACCGUCUGUGCACUCAAGCAAAUGACUAGAGCUGUAACAAUU
Messenger RNA from Perca flavescens (yellow perch), 1291 nucleotides. RefSeq names its product H-2 class I histocompatibility antigen, Q10 alpha chain-like. The coding region runs from base 128 to 1231 and encodes 367 amino acids. Gene Ontology annotation, cellular component: external side of plasma membrane. The transcript has 6 exons. Gene Ontology annotation, biological process: immune response. Lineage: Eukaryota; Metazoa; Chordata; Actinopteri; Perciformes; Percidae. The record is from RefSeq and is a predicted model, not a curated record.